Molecule: messenger RNA, 1821 nt
Organism: Aspergillus nidulans FGSC A4
Lineage: Eukaryota; Fungi; Ascomycota; Eurotiomycetes; Eurotiales; Aspergillaceae
Product: putative amino acid permease
Exons: 4
Coding region: 193-1821 (542 amino acids)
Biological process (GO): amino acid transport; transmembrane transport
Cellular component (GO): membrane
Molecular function (GO): transmembrane transporter activity
Source: RefSeq, a predicted model, not a curated record
GUACCACCCUACCACCCGGCCCAUACCAUGCCCUUGCGGUAGCUCCCAUAGCGCCCAUUCGACCUUGCAGCCCACACCCAAGCCCAAGCUGAGCCCAAGCAACACUUCCCCUGCGGCACUCCCAUCCGCUACACCGCACUACACCUUCCCGCGUGACGCCACCCCCCGCAGCAGCAGCAAGACCAUCAGAAAAUGUCGACGCCAAAAGAUACCCCGUGGGCCCCUGCGACACUGAACGAGAGCGCCAUCGAAACCGGAUCCGAUAAAGACGGUGCCAACGCAGCCCUCGAACAUCUCGGUUACACGCCCGAACUCUCCCGCAACCGGUCAACAUGGAACGUCGUUUUUAUGUCCUUUAUCCUCGCCUCGGUCCCCUACGGCCUUAGCACCACCUACACUUACGCCCUGGCCGGCGGCGGCCCGACCAACAUCAUCUGGGGCUGGGUCCUCGUAUCGCUGAUCAUCCUCUGUGUAGCCGCCUCCCUGGCAGAAAUCACUUCUGUUUUCCCCACCGCCGGCGGUGUUUAUUACCAGACCUUUGUGCUCUCGCCCAUCUGGUGUCGCCGCAUCUCCUCCUGGGUGUGCGGUUGGGCCUAUGUCACCGGCCAGAUCAUGAUCACCCUCGCGGUGAAUUUCGGCUCGGCGCAGUUCUUUAUCGCCUGUUUGAACGUCUUUGAGGACGAGAAUGGUGUCGGCCUGACCGACUCCUGGGAGGCUUGGCACACCUACGUGAUCUUCUUGGCGAUCACGCUCGUUAGCCAUGCAAUCCCCGCGUUUGGAAAUAGAUGGCUCCCUUGGUUGGAGUCUUUUGCCAUUUUCUGGACUCUGGCCGGUGUCGUGGCUAUUGACAUCUGUUUGCUCGUGAUCGCCAAAAACGGCAGGCGCAGCGCCAAGUGGGUGUUUGGCCAUUUUGAGCCCCAGACUGGCUGGCCCGACGGCUGGUCGUUCUGCAUUGGCUUGCUGCAGGCAGCCUAUGCGACAUCCUCGACCGGUAUGAUCAUCACAAUGUGCGAGGAAGUGCGCCAGCCCGCUCUGCAGGUCCCCAAAGCGAUGGUCGGCACUAUCGUGAUCAACCUGAUCGCAGGUCUUAUUUUCCUCGUUCCUGUGUGUUUUGUCAUGCCCGAUCUCGCCGAGCUCGCAGCCUUGGCGUCUGGCCAGCCCGUUCCGUCCAUCUUCAAGUCCGCCAUUGGAAACUCCGUCGGCACAUUCCUCCUCCUGCUGCCGUUGAUUAUCCUCGGUCUUAUCUGCGGUAUUGGCUGCGUCACGGCGACCUCUCGCUGCACCUGGGCAUUUGCCCGUGAUGGCGCGAUCCCCGGUUCCCGCUGGUGGCGCACCGUCAACAAGAAGCUCGAUGUUCCGCUGAACUCGAUGAUGCUGGGUAUGGUCAUUGAACUCCUUAUCGGUUUGAUCUACUUUGGCUCAUCGGCCGCCUACAACGCCUUCUCUGGCGUCGGUGUCAUUCUUCUCACUCUCAGCUAUGCCUGCCCGAUCGCGGUCUCGCUGCUCCUCCGUCGCCGCGAGGAUAUCAAGCACGGUAGCUUCGAUCUCGGAGCGCUAGGGUUAUUCUGUAAUAUUGUAGCUCUAGCAUGGACCGUUCUCGUCAUCCCCCUCUUCAAUUUCCCCAGCUACAUGAGCGUUACUCUUGAAACUAUGAACUACGCCUGCGUCGUGUUCGUUGGCAUCAUCGUCAUCUCUGCCGUCUGGUACUGGAUCUGGGGAUACAAGAACUACGCUGGUCCGCCUACCGAUGCCAUUGAUCCGGAGGCUGAUCAUCCCGCUGGGAGUAGCCCUGUGCAAGUAGCAAAGGAUAUCCAACGCUAG